This is a messenger RNA of Salvelinus namaycush (lake trout), 1184 nucleotides long. RefSeq names its product guanine nucleotide-binding protein subunit alpha-14-like. Gene Ontology annotation, cellular component: heterotrimeric G-protein complex. Gene Ontology annotation, biological process: adenylate cyclase-modulating G protein-coupled receptor signaling pathway; phospholipase C-activating dopamine receptor signaling pathway; action potential. The transcript has 7 exons. The coding region runs from base 1 to 1065 and encodes 354 amino acids. Gene Ontology annotation, molecular function: GTPase activity; G-protein beta/gamma-subunit complex binding; GTPase activator activity. The record is from RefSeq and is a predicted model, not a curated record. NCBI's taxonomy places the organism in Eukaryota, Metazoa, Chordata, Actinopteri, Salmoniformes, Salmonidae.
AUGGACGAAUGCUGUAUGUCAGCUGAAGACUCGGAGAGACUAAGGAUACACAAGGAGAUUGAGAGACAGCUUCGCAUGGAAAAGAAAGAAUCUCACCGUGAGAAAAAGUUGUUGCUUUUAGGGACUGGUGAGAGUGGAAAGAGCACCUUCAUCAAACAGAUGAGGAUCAUCCAUGGGAAGGGCUACUCGGACGCAGACAAGCGAGGCUUCACCAGGCUGGUUUACCAGAACAUCGUCAAUGCUGUUCAGAACAUGAUCCAAGCCAUGAAGACCCUACAGAUUGAUUUUAAAGAUCACCAGAACAUUAGCCAUGCAGACAGACUGAGCAUGGUGAAGGCAGAUCUAGUGACCAUACUGGAGCCAUGGCAGGUGGAUGCCAUCAGGAGACUGUGGAGCGACCAGGGAAUUCAGAAGUGCUACGAGCGCAAGCGAGAGUACCAGCUCUCUGACUCUACCAAAUAUUACCUGAGUGAUCUGGACAGAAUCACUGCCCCCUCAUACCUCCCCACCCUGCAGGACAUCCUGAGGGUCAGGGUCCCCACCACAGGCAUCAUAGAGUACCCCUUUGACCUCAAGACUGUCAUCUUCAGGCUGGUGGAUGUGGGGGGUCAAAGGUCAGAGAGGAGGAAGUGGAUCCACUGUUUUGAGAGGGUCACCUCCAUCAUCUUCCUGGUGGCUCUCAGUGAAUACGACCAGGUCCUCUAUGAGAGUGCCAACGUGAAUCGACUAGAGGAGAGCAAAGCCCUGUUUACAACCAUCAUCACAUACCCCUGGUUCCAGGAAUCCUCCAUCAUCCUCUUCCUAAACAAAACUGAUCUUCUAGAGGAAAAGAUCUACCACUCCAACCUCGCAGACUACUUCCCAGCGUUCAAAGGUCCCCGGAAAGAUGCAGAGUCUGCUAAGAAGUUCAUCCUGAAUAUGUACAAAGAGCAGCACAUGGGGCGUCACAAAUCCCUGUACAACCACUUCACCUGUGCAACGGACACAGAAAACAUCAGAGUUGUCUUCAAAGCAGUCAAAGACACCAUCUUUAGAGAAAACAUGACUAAGUACAACCUGGGUUAGGGGUUUAGUGUGAUUUCAGAUCUGUAUAUGGUGCAAUAGAGUUAAUUCACUUCCGGUUUACAGUUUUGGUACAGACAUUUAAGUAACUGUGGUCUUGAAUUAUACGCUUUCUUACUAUA